Messenger RNA from Durusdinium trenchii, 1838 nucleotides. The record is from the annotation of a GenBank genome assembly. NCBI's taxonomy places the organism in Eukaryota, Dinophyceae, Suessiales, Symbiodiniaceae.
AGUUUGAACCACAUUGGCGUGGCCAAAGCGAUGCCGCCAGCAUAUACUCCUGCUCGAGGCAGUCAUGAAUUCAUCAGGCUGGUAGAGCGAACAACCAAUGCGUUGGUGACCAAAGAUGACGGAGCCCUGGAGGAGGUCAAGAAGGCCUUAAUCCAGGUGCAUCAGCAGUAUGACCAAGUUCAUGAGGAGUCAGAAGCCAAACAGGCACGACUGAAUCGCCUGCGAGAGGAGAUACGCACCGCAGACCAGCAAUACGUCAACAAAGGGGAUUGGAGCAAGAAGAUGGACGAGACCUGGAACGCACUGUCCUCACAGUUCAACGAGGUGAAGAAGCGAAAUCAGGACUCCUUGCAGAGCAAGAAAGUUUACCAGCACAUGCUGAAGCGCACCCAAAGAGAGCAGGCAAUCUUGAAGCAGAAGCUCUUCCAAAUGGAGGAACACUUGGAUCGGAAAAAGCGAGAACUCCAGCAGAAACGCACAGAAAGUGAACAAGCGAGGUGUGCAAGAGUCCAGAUUCAUCAGACCUUAGAGAACUACAGCGAAGAGGCAACCAGGGAGCGUGAUGUUUGCAAAUCGGCAUUGGAGGCCAUCAACGGAGAGUUUGAGAAGCGGAAGGAGGCAAACGGAAGGCGUGCAGACUUUGAAAGCUGGCGGCAUGAGGUGGCACUGGAUGCAGCCAACGAGGCCUUCAACACCUCUGCCGGCCGGCUCCGGAAGCUGUAUGCCAUUGAGAAGCUCUCGGGGAAUUUCUUGCAGAAGACGACCUUUGAACAGGUGGAGCGCUCACAAACCACUGAAGACAACUUUCAAAAGAUCCGCGACGUCACUGGUUUAGCGGAUGUGAUGGACAUUGUGCACAAGUUCUUGAACAGAGAUGUUGAACAGGAGCAGCUCAAGAAAUCUGUAAAAGAAGCAGAGUUGACCUUGGAGGCGCUCUUGCACAAGAACGAAAAGCUAAAGAAAGAAAUGGAAGGUCUUCCCGUGAACAGCACAGAUGACCCCAUGGCCUUGCACAAAGAGCUUGAGCAGGAAGAGCAGAAGCUGAACGAAGCUAUUGAAGAACAAGAGGCCUGCCGCGUGCGCUUGCAAAAGAUAACUAUACAGUCAGAGCACAUGAAGCGUUGGGCUGCCCGGAUGGGAGGGGUUCUCGCCAAGUUCGAAGAGCCAGCGAAGGUUGACAAGCCGGAGGACCUGCCGGUCUUUUUCAAGAAGCUCGAGGUUGGGGUAAGGAAGUUCAUCAAGAGAGUCUCUGACCAGAUCAAUGCUGGGAAAAUCAAUCGGAAGACCUUCAGAGAUUUCGAAAAGGUGGAGAAUGAGGAGCAGAAAAACCUCCUCAACAACCAUAGCUUUUUGAAAGACAACUGCAGAGCACAAGCGAGUGAUGCUCAAGCUGCUGGCCGUCCAACUUCAAGACAGGGGGAUGGCAAUGAGGACGACCCAGCAACAAACUUUGCAGAGGAUAGAGAAAAGCGGAAAAAUGAGGCGGAGGCCUGCUGCAACAUCGCACGAAGCAAAGAGUGCGAUGAGAACAGCGAGAGGAUGUCUCGAAAGGGUUUACUGGACUUGACAUUGGCAUUGUGCGCCAGGCAAGGGUGCGUGCGAGAAAGCGCGAUGGAAAUUGAGCGGAGCAUAGCGGCCACAUUCUGGGAAGUGGCAGGUCAGUCACGUGACGUGCUAUGGGUAUUUUUCUAUCAGCUUCAUUGAUUGCAGUGUUGUAUGCUUGGUGGAGUUCCUAUCAGAUCUGUGAACUGCAGAUUUAAAGUUUAUUGCUUCUCCCUGACGUAGUUUGCACGAAGGGUUUCACCUGACUCGGGCAGCACCUCAGCAGCCGGGAUGAA